Drosophila miranda is the source of this 829-nucleotide messenger RNA. RefSeq lists its product as uncharacterized. The record is from RefSeq and is a predicted model, not a curated record. The coding region runs from base 378 to 818 and encodes 146 amino acids. The transcript has 2 exons. Lineage: Eukaryota; Metazoa; Arthropoda; Insecta; Diptera; Drosophilidae.
GAUCUACUAUCUACAGCGGGUCGCCCUCGAGUGAUAAAAUGUAAAUGCUCGAAGCAGUGGCAGAGCCAACCCGAAUGGGGGCGCAUUGAUUGGAACACGGCUGCUGAUGCGACAUGCAUAUCAAUUAAUUACCCGCCAUGGCUGGGGCUGGGGCGGCUGUUACAUUUGGCUGGGCAGCGGCGGACACUGUGUCAUGUGGGAUUGGGUAAUGAUUACAACAAAAUACAAGAGCUGGCGACUGAUUGCAAAUCGCUGGACACUCUCCGUGGCUCGGCCUGGGCGCAUGCAGUUGGCCGAAUUUAUUCAAAUCAGUUUAGUUCCGUUUGAGGAAGAGUUGAGGUGUCGUCUCUGCGAGUGGAUCCAUCGUAGCAGUUGCAAUGUGCAAAUACGUCUUAAUUGCUGCACUGGCCUUAAUAUGUCUGCAGGUGCCCGCCGUCCAAGCCACGCUGCACGACCUGCAUGAGGCCUUUGGUUUCUCGAACGUGGAUCUGGUAAACUUUCAGUACUUCAAGAACCUGGCCUCACAAGAUCCGCGCACUGCUGCCACCGCCAGUCACCUUUUCGUGCACUUUCAGAAGAAGAAAGCCGUGCUGGACUACCUAGACCGCUUAUUCUUCGGCAACUCACCCUUCCAGCAGGCCAGCGAGAUCCCCUUCGACCCGCACUUUGGUCGCGCCUGGCGGCCACACUACGAGUGCAAGUUUGGUUUCCGCGGCGAACGCCUGAUAGCCGCCCUGGACUCAGGCUACACCGUACGGCAGUUGCGCCACUUUGGAGCUAUUCCCCAAGAGUUCGGCACGCCACACUAUCCCAGUUGAGCGUACUGCAU